Messenger RNA from Dovyalis caffra, 231 nucleotides. The record is from the annotation of a GenBank genome assembly. Lineage: Eukaryota; Viridiplantae; Streptophyta; Magnoliopsida; Malpighiales; Salicaceae.
AUGGCAACCUCACGCAACGACGAGGACUAUCCUCUCUUGUAUGCCGCGCAACUUGCAAGUGCAUCAACUCUGCCUACGGGAUGUAGUGGUGCUAUUGAUAUUGUCAAUGUUAGUUUUGUUUCGCUUAAUGCGGUUGCAUUGCUUUGUGGUAAUAAUAAGUUGAGGUUCGGUGUUGAGAAGGUAGUGGGGAUGGAAAGAAUAGCGUCACCUGGAUUUGGUCUUGUCCUCUGA